AUGGCCAUCAGCAUGCUUCAAAAUGGGGGCUUUGUUUUAGGGCUCAAUGGUCUGGCUGCAGUCAUUGCUGCCACAGUUAUGAAUAAUUGGAGCACCAAGGAUCGUCAGGGAGAUGUUGUGACCUCAGUGUACACCUAUAAAGGACUGUGGCAGGACUGCGAGGUGUCCACCUCUGGAUUCACAGAAUGCCGGCCACUCUACGGCCUUCUGGGUUACACAGGUCAGUUCCAGGCUGUUAGAGCAUUGAUGAUUAUUGCUGUCGUCAUGGGUGUGCUUGCCACUGGGAUCUCCCUCUUCUCUCUGAAAUGCUUUAAAAUUGGCAACACAGAGGAUUCCUCAAAGGCCAAAAUGACUCUGACAGCAGGCAUCAUGUUUAUUAUUGCAGGCUUCUGUGCCAUUGCUGGAGCAUCCGUGUAUGCUUACCAAAUAGUGGCCAGUUUCAGGAGGACCGUUUAUAAUCCUAAUUAUGGCGGAAUGUCCCAGAUGGAAGGAAUGGGGAUGCAAAUGGCUACGACGUACACAUUUGGACCAGCCCUCUUUGUGGCCUGGAUAGGAGGAGGCUUGUUGCAAAUAGGAGGAGUUUUAAAGUGUAUGGCCUUUAAAGGGAUGCAUAACGAGACUACACCGUAUAAGGCAGUUGCCUACAGAGCUACAGGGCAGCCCAAAGUAGCUGAGGAGGGCAGUGAAAGAGGACUGAGAGAUCCAAAAUAUGUCUAA
This is a messenger RNA of Electrophorus electricus (electric eel), 717 nucleotides long. RefSeq names its product claudin 18 (gene cldn18). Lineage: Eukaryota; Metazoa; Chordata; Actinopteri; Gymnotiformes; Gymnotidae. The record is from RefSeq and is a predicted model, not a curated record. Gene Ontology annotation, molecular function: structural molecule activity. Gene Ontology annotation, cellular component: membrane; bicellular tight junction.